CUGGCCGCAGUACCCGGAAGCAGAGCGCCGAGCCACGGUUCAGGAGCGGAGCGACUGACUACUAAAGAAUCAUGGUGCCUAAGGGAAACGCCCGGAAGAGGAGGACCAGGAAAGAAAAGGAUUCUGGAAUGGUCCUUUCUCAGGAGCGGUUGACCUUUCAGGAUGUGGCCAUAGAAUUCACUCAGGAGGAGUGGGAAUGCCUGGACCCUGCUCAGAGGGCCUUUUACAGGGACGUGAUGGUCGAAACCUACGGGAACCUGCUCUCCCUGGAUAUCUGUCCUACACAUGAGAUGAAGCAGUUAAAACCAAAAGCGAACAGUGACCGAGGAGAAGUAUUCCAAACACUGAUGUUGGGAAGACCUGAAAGCCAUGAAAUCAAACAUUUGCACAUCUGGGAAAUCCAGGAAGACUUUGAGUGUCGGGGCAGAGAUGAUGAAAGCAAUGACAAAGGAAUGCCUGUAACCCAGAAAGGAGGUCUCACUGAUGGAAGAGACGAACAUGGUAGAAGGGAUGCAGGAAUCAAACCCAUUGGAAACAGACUUCGAUUAAAUGUUCAGGAGAAACUGCAGCGAUUUAAAACUGACGGGGUAUUUUAUGAAUGUGAUGAAGUUGAGAGGCCUAGCAACAGUCGUUCCUCAUUUUCACCACUUCAAAGAAUUCCUCCUAAUGUCAAAACCAACAUCCCUAAUACCCAUGAGAAUGAUUUUAUCCAUCCUUCAGUACAGACACAAGAGCAGAAAGCACUCAGGAAAAGACCUUACAAAUGUGAUGAGUGUGGCAAAACCUUUCUUCAGGAGUCUCACCUUAUUAGACAUCGGGUCACCCACACAAGAGAGAAAUUACAUAAAUGUGAUGUAUGUGGCCGAGUCUUUAGUCAUAAGUCAAGGCUUGCAGCCCAUCAGAGAAUUCAUGCUGGGGAGAAGCCCUACAAAUAUAAUGAGUGCGGCAAAACCUUUAAUCAGGGCUCAUACCUCAGGAGACAUCAGAUCAUUCAUACAGGAAAAAGGGUAUAUAAAUGUGAUGUAUGUGGCAAAGUCUUUACCCGAAACUCACACCUUGUCACUCAUCAGAGAAUUCAUACUGGAGAGAAACCGUAUCAGUGUAAUGAGUGUGGCAAGGGUUUUAGUCAAAAUGGGACCCUUUCAAGUCAUCAGAGACUUCAUACUGGAGAGAGACCUUACCUAUGUAAUGAAUGUGGCAAGGCCUUUCGACAAAAAUCACAUCUUCGACUUCAUUUGAGAGUGGGUACUGGAGAGGGACCUUUCAAAUGCAAUGAGUGUGGCAAGUUCUUUAGUCGAAAUUCAUGCCUUAGAAGCCAUCGGGGAGUACAUGUUGUAGAGAAAGCUUUCAAAUGUAAUGAGUGUGACAAGGCCUUUAGUGUAAAGAGAGACCUUUUAAAGCAUAAGAAACUUCAUACUGGAGAGAAGCCUCAUAAAUGUAAUGAAUGUGGCAAGGCCUUUCAUCCAAAGUCACAUCUUCGCCCUCAUUGGAGAAUACAUACUGUAGAGAAACCUUUCAAAUGUAAAGAUUGUGGCAACUUCUUUAGUCAAAAUUCAUGCCUUAGAACCCAUCAGGGAGUACAUGUAGCAAAACCUUUCAAAUGUAAUGAAUGUGGCAAGGCCUUUAGUCGCAGUUCACAUCUUCGGGUUCAUUGGAGAAUACAUACUGGAGAGAAACCUCACAAAUGUAAUGAGUGUGGCAAGGCCUUUAGUCAAUGUGGAACCCUUGCCAGUCAUCAGAGAGUUCAUACUGGAGAGAAACCUCACAGAUGUAAUGAGUGUGGCAAGACCUUUAGUCAAUGUGGAGCCCUUGCCAGUCAUCAGAGAAUUCAUACUGGAGAGAAACCUUACAGAUGUAAUGAGUGUGGCAAGGCCUUUUGUCAGUAUGGAACCCUUGCCAGUCAUCAGAGAAUUCAUACUGGAGAGAAACCUUACAAAUGUGAUGAGUGUGGCAAGGCCUUUAGUCAGAAGUCACAUCUUCAAGUUCAUUUGAGAGUUCAUACUGGAGAGAAACCUUACAAAUGUAAUGAGUGUGGCAAGGCCUUUAGCGUAAAGGGAGCACUUUUAAAGCAUGAGAAAGUUCAUACUGGAGAGAAACUUUACAAAUGUAAGGAAUGAGGCAAGGCCUUUAGUUGAAAAUCACAUCUUUGAUUUUUCUGGAGAAUACAUCCUGGAGAGAAACCACACAAAGCAAUAUGUAUGCUGAGUUUCAAAACUGAAGAUCAGAACUGUAGAACAAUGAGAAUUUAUGUUGAAGGGUGAACUUUUAAAUGUAAUGGAUGUUUUAAAUUUUUACAUCAGGUAUGCACACCUUGGUGUAAUGAGAGCAUUCAUACAGGUCAGGAUGUAUACACAUGGAAACUCUUUUCAAGCAGUGUGUCCUUAGGGUUGACCCCAGAACCCGUAUUUGGGACAAUUCUUACAAACGUAAGGCAUAUGGUGAAUAUUUUGAUCAAUUCUUACAACAGACUAUACACCAGAGAAUGCACACUAGGAGUAAAUCUUUAGUUCUCUUAGAUGUUACAUACUGCAGAAUCAUUACAAGUCACCAGCUGUUAAAACUUCUGAUAUGGGACUUCCCUUGUGGUGCAGUGGUUAUGAAUCCACCUGCCAGUGCAGGGAACACGGGUUCAAUCCCUAGUCCGGGAAGAUCCCACAUGCCGUGGAGCAACUUAGCCUGUUACUGAGCGUGCUCUCUACAGCCUGUGAGCCACAACUACUGAAGCCCUUGUGCCUAGAGCCUGUGCUGUGCAACAAGAGAAGCCAUUGCAAUGAGAAGCCCCCGCACUGCAAUGAAGAGUAGCCCCCGCUCACCAAAACUAGACAAAGCCUGCGCACGGCAAUGAGGACUCAAUAUAGCCAUAAAUAAAUAAAUAAAUAAUUAAAAAAAAAAAAAACUUAUGAUGUGUAUUUAAGGAAGAAGGACAUUUGUGGAAAUGGCCUGUUGUCUUCAGUGUUUAAAUAUUUGAUUACUGAUUUAUCUUGAAACCCGUACAUUAGUAUUUGUGCCUUUCAGCCUGAAGUUUGAAGUAAUAAGGAAGAACAGGGACUUCCCUGCUGAGCCUGUGGUUAAGACUCCAUGCUUUCAAUGCAGGGGGCAUGGCUUUGAUCCCUCCUCGGGGAACGAAGAUCUCGGAUGCUGCGUGGUACAGCAAAAAAUAAAUAAAAAUAUUGGGGUGAAGAAGUAGAGAAGAAUAACUCUUGACUCCACCUGGGAGUGUUUCUUUUACUUUAACCUUGUAUUAUAUUGCUUUUGGUAGAAGUGAAUUACUAAAGGGAUGUUGACUGUAAGCUUAAAGUAUAUAUAAUGGGCCAUCUCUGGGUACCCUGCCACCCUUGUAAUGAGUGUUAACGUCACAUACCUUUGGUUACCUCCCAGGGACCGUCCUGACGAGGCCCAUCUGUGGUUGGCUUCACGAAGGAAAAAAUUAACAUGCCCCUUCUGGAGUGUCACCGGAAAAUUGAUCCGUUUAAGAAAAAAAUGGAAAAAUUUAUUUGAGCCGGAAUAGGGAAGAGCAUCUCAGAAAGCUCUGAGAACUGUUCUUCCUGUUAGAAAUCACGGCACAGUUAUAUAAUUUUGGAGACAGCUGUACAUCCAAUGACAUAUUAUUGACAGUUCACAUAAUCCAGGUCUAAGCAUCAUCGUGGUGGGUCGUGUGAGCCUUUACAAGAUCAAGAAGCAAUGUUAUCUUUUAAGGAGUUGUCCUGUUGGUGCUCGGGGACCAUUCUCUUUCUGGCUGAGAAGUUGUUCCUGCUGAUGGGUCAGGUUUGGUUGAUGCAUCAGGCAAAUACACAAUGUGCGGUGUGGAGAGGGAGGAAGCUACAGGGCAGAGGAGAGUUUGCAUUUAAAGUAUUCUUGUCUUGGGAUUUCCCUGGUGGCGCAGUGGUUAGAAUCCAAGUGCCAGUGUAGGGGACAUGGGAUUGAUCCCUGGUCUGAGAAGAUCCCACGUGCUGUGGAGCAACUAAGCCCGUGAACCACAAACAGCCUGCACUCUAGAGCCUGCAAGGCACAACUUCUGAGCCCAUGUGUUGCAACUACUGAAGCCUGUUUGCCGAGGACCCUUGCUUUGCAACAAAAGAAGCCACCGCACUAAGCCCAUGCACUGCAACAAAGAAUAGCCCCCCUGCUCAUCACAACUAGAGCAAGCCCCCUUGCAGCAGCAGAGACCCAGUGCAGCCCAAACUAAGUAAAUUUAUUAAAAACAAAAUAGCCCGCCCCCGCACCCUGGUCCAGCUUGCUCACUCCUGCUUGCUGUGCCCAGGCCGCCCCCACCAGAUGGGGUGCGUUAGGUGCUGCGCAGAGACACUGCAUCUCUGUGAACGUGCUGUUGUGAGCAGCAUCAAGUGUGUGGGCUGUGGUGUGCAGCCUGCAAGCCAUCUCUGUGUCCAAUGUGGCCUGCCUGUCAUGGCCCUGGGGGCUGGGGACGGGCGCAGUCCAGGUGCUGUGCACCGGUCCUGCCCUGCUGUCAGUGUGGAAAUUCACAGACAAACUUGAAUGGGUAACAACAGAAAACUGUUGGAACA
Messenger RNA from Hippopotamus amphibius kiboko, 4523 nucleotides. Its product is annotated as zinc finger protein 347-like. Bases 72 to 2117 code for a protein of 681 amino acids. Gene Ontology annotation, biological process: regulation of transcription by RNA polymerase II. Gene Ontology annotation, molecular function: RNA polymerase II cis-regulatory region sequence-specific DNA binding; DNA-binding transcription factor activity. The transcript is spliced from 4 exons. NCBI's taxonomy places the organism in Eukaryota, Metazoa, Chordata, Mammalia, Artiodactyla, Hippopotamidae. The record is from RefSeq and is a predicted model, not a curated record.